GGGCGCACGCUGCAAGCCGGUGUUAUGGCGGCGGCGCGCAGCCGGAAGCGGCGUCUGGCCGAGCUGACAGUGGAUGAGUUCCUCACGUCUGGCUUUGAUGCGGAGUCCGAGUCGGAGCCCGAAGCCGUUCCCGAGAACAAGGCACGGGCAGCACACAGGGCUAGCCGGCGCCCAGGUCGGGCCUCCGAGCACAAGGAGCAGCUGGGUCGCCUGAAGGACAAGGACCCCGAGUUCUAUAGGUUCCUGCAAGACAAUGACCGGAGCUUGCUGGACUUCAGUGCCUCGGAUAGCUCCGAGGAUGAGGGCGAGCAGCUGCACUCCCUGCCAGAGCGGCUGGAGGAAGCCAGCCAGGAGGGGAGCACCGAGGAGGAAGAAGAUGGGGCAGGGGCCUCCAGAGACCUGAGGGGGAGGAAGGACGGGACCACUGCAGUGUCCCUCGCUCUGGUUGAGAGAUGGAAGCAGGCAGCCAAGCAACGCCUGUCUCCAAAGCUGUUUCGGGAAGUGGUGCAGGCCUUCCGGGCAGCAGUGGCUACCACUCAGGGAGACCAGGAAGGAGUUGAGGGCAGCAGGUUCCAGGUCACAGACAGUGCUGUGUUCAAUGCCUUGGUCACCUUCUGCAUCCGAGACCUCUUUGGCUGUCUCCAGAAGCUGCUGUUUGGGAGGGCAGCCAAGGAUAGAAGCAGGGCUCUGCCACCAUCGAGCAGCCCACUCUGGGGGAAGCUACGUGUGGACGUGAAGGCCUACCUGAGCUCCGUGGUGCAGCUGGUGACCUGCCUGGCAGAAGCAACAGUGUCAGCGGCUGUCCUCCGGCACAUCAGCAGCCUGGUGCCCUACUUCCUCACCUUCCCGAAACAGUGCCGCAUGCUGCUCAAGAGGAUGGUGGUCCUGUGGAGUACGGGUGAGGAAUCCCUGCGAGUGCUGGCCUUCCUUGUCCUUCUCCGGCUUUGCCGACACAAGAAGGACGCCUUCCUGAGCCCUGUCCUCAAGCAAAUGUACAUCAUGUAUGUGAGGAACUGCAGGUUCACCUCCCCGGGCAGCCUGCCCCUCAUCACCUUCAUGCAGCGCACCCUGACGGAGCUGCUGGCCCUGGACCCCAGCCUCGCCUACCAGCUCGCCUUCCUCUAUGUCCGCCAACUUGCCAUUCAUCUGCGCAGUGCCAUGACCACACGCAAGAAGGAGACGUAUCAGUCUGUGUACAACUGGCAGUACGUGCACUGCCUCUACCUGUGGUGCCGUGUGCUUAGCAGCGAAGGUUCCCGUGACGCCCUCCAGCCCUUGGUCUACCCCCUUGCCCAGAUCAUCAUCGGUUGCAUCAAGCUGGUACCCACUGCUCGCUUCUAUCCCCUGCGCAUGCACUGUGUUCGUGCCCUCACACUGCUGUCAGAGAGCACGGGCACCUUCAUUCCUGUGCUGCCCUUCAUCCUCGAGGUUUUCCAGCAGGUGGACUUCAAUAAGAAGCCAGGCCGGAUGAGCUCCAAGCCCAUCAACUUUUCCGUGAUCCUGAAGUUGUCCAGCGUGAACCUGCAGGAGAAGGCGUACCGGGACGGCCUGGUGGAGCAGCUGUGUGACCUCACCUUGGAGCACCUGCAAGGCCACGCCCACAGCAUUGCCUUCCCAGAGCUGGCACUGCCCGCAGUCCUACAGCUCAAGUCCUUCCUCCGGGAGUGUAAGGUGGCCAAUUACUGCCGGCAGGUGCGUCAGCUGCUGGAGAAACUGCAGGAGAACGCGGAGCACAUCCGCGGCCGGCGCCAGGGUGUCCCCUUCGGCGUGUCCAGCUCCCAGGCAGUGGAUACCUGGGAGAAGCAGAUGCAGGACGAGGGGACCCCGCUCAGCAGGUACUAUAGCCACUGGCGCAAGCUGAGGGACCGCGAGAUCCAGCUGGAGAUCAGUGGCAAGGAGCGGCUGGAAGAGCUCAACUUCCCCGAGAUCAAACGGCGCAAGGUGGGGGACACGAAGGAGCAGGACAGAGUGGAAUUCAAGGAGCUCUUUGACCUGGACAGCGAUGACGAGGAUGUGAAGGACUUGGCAGACACAGGUGGGGCAGCAGGGUCACCUGUGUCCCUGAGAGCUGUGCAGGACGAGGAAGAGGGCAGCUUGGAGGACGAGGACCAGGAUGGGAGCAGCUCAGAGGAUGGAGGCCCAGAUGUGGAGGCGGGGCUGGCCCCUGGGGAGCUGCGGCUGCUGGCCCAGGGGCCCGAAGAUGAGCUGGAGGAACUGCAGCUCUCGGAGGAAGACUGAGGGUCCUGGGUAGGCCUUCCCCCUGGUGCAACAGACCAAGGGCCCAGGAGCCCUGCAGAGGAGGCUCACGGGGAGCUGACCCUGAGUCCUGGCUGCUUCAUCUGUAGGCAACAACCUUGGAGAGGUCUUAGGAAAAGCUGUUUCCUUUUA
Ochotona curzoniae (black-lipped pika) is the source of this 2388-nucleotide messenger RNA. RefSeq names its product NOC2 like nucleolar associated transcriptional repressor (gene NOC2L). Gene Ontology annotation, cellular component: nucleolus; nucleoplasm; Noc1p-Noc2p complex. The transcript is spliced from 19 exons. Gene Ontology annotation, biological process: negative regulation of transcription by RNA polymerase II; ribosomal large subunit biogenesis. Bases 25 to 2238 code for a protein of 737 amino acids. Lineage: Eukaryota; Metazoa; Chordata; Mammalia; Lagomorpha; Ochotonidae. Gene Ontology annotation, molecular function: histone binding; transcription corepressor activity. The record is from RefSeq and is a predicted model, not a curated record.